AUGGACCCAACCGAUGUCAUUCCUACUGGUUUUCACCACGCAAAGAACUAUUGUCAACCUGAUGGAAAGACGCUCAUAGAAUACAAGGAUCGUUGUUCCGUCUCUCCCGUCAAAUACUAUAUCAUCGAUUUUGAGACUGCAGAUUAUUUUCCCAAUAACAAACUUUGCGUUGGACUUUACGGGCAGCAAAAAGACGUCCCCGAAAUGUCCCGCACGGUGCCAUAUGAUCCAUUCAAGCUCGAUAUAUACCAGGUUGGAAAGUUGAUGGAAAGAUUUACCAAGGAAUACUCGGGAAUCGAUUUUCUUGCUCCGGUGUUCAAAGCCAUGACUUUACAGGACCCAAUGAUGAGACCGACAGCGACGGAGGCUCUCGAACAGCUUAAGCAGGUUGCUUCUUCUCUGAAGGACUCUGAUAUGUCUGCCAAAAUCAGGAUGACGAAUAAUGCUGCAUAUGAUUUACAGCGGCUUCUGGCAUUAGCGACCCCAUCCAGUCCGUUCAUGAUUCACAAUCUCUUGCUCCUCCAAAGUUCCUCUACGCUUAAUAUGUUGGGUCCUGCUGUGAGUCAAUACUCAACUGGGAAGAAAGGGGGUACGGAAAUUAAAAUGCCGGACACCGGCUAG
Molecule: messenger RNA, 621 nt
Organism: Psilocybe cubensis
Lineage: Eukaryota; Fungi; Basidiomycota; Agaricomycetes; Agaricales; Agrocybaceae
Exons: 3
Coding region: 1-621 (206 amino acids)
Source: RefSeq, a predicted model, not a curated record